Molecule: messenger RNA, 5348 nt
Organism: Trichechus manatus latirostris (Florida manatee)
Lineage: Eukaryota; Metazoa; Chordata; Mammalia; Sirenia; Trichechidae
Gene: RPTOR
Product: regulatory associated protein of MTOR complex 1
Biological process (GO): positive regulation of protein serine/threonine kinase activity; TORC1 signaling; cellular response to amino acid stimulus
Cellular component (GO): TORC1 complex; cytoplasm
Molecular function (GO): protein-macromolecule adaptor activity; protein binding
Source: RefSeq, a predicted model, not a curated record
CUGGAGGUUCUCGAGCGCUUGCUGCCAAGGACUCCCCCGCCGCCUCCCCCGCUGAUGGAGUCCGAGAUGCUGCAGUCGCCUCUUCUGGGACUUGGGGAGGAAGAUGAGGCCGACCUUACAGAUUGGAACCUACCGUUGGCUUUUAUGAAAAAGAGGCACUGUGAGAAAAUUGAAGGCUCCAAAUCCUUAGCUCAGAGCUGGAGGAUGAAGGAUCGGAUGAAGACCGUCAGCGUUGCCUUGGUCUUGUGCCUCAACGUUGGUGUGGACCCCCCGGAUGUGGUGAAGACCACCCCCUGUGCCCGCUUAGAGUGCUGGAUAGAUCCUCUGUCAAUGGGUCCUCAGAAAGCUCUGGAAACCAUUGGUGCAAAUUUACAGAAGCAGUAUGAGAACUGGCAGCCGAGGGCCCGGUACAAGCAGAGCCUCGACCCCACCGUGGAUGAAGUCAAGAAGCUUUGCACGUCUCUGCGCCGAAACGCCAAGGAGGAACGGGUUCUCUUCCACUACAACGGCCACGGCGUGCCCCGGCCCACGGUGAACGGCGAGAUCUGGGUCUUCAACAAGAACUACACGCAGUACAUCCCCCUGUCCAUAUACGACCUGCAGACCUGGAUGGGCAGCCCGUCCAUCUUCGUCUACGACUGUUCCAACGCUGGCCUCAUCGUUAAGUCCUUCAAGCAGUUUGCUCUGCAGCGGGAGCAGGAGCUGGAGGUCGCCGCCAUUAACCCAAACCACCCGCUUGCCCAGAUGCCUCUGCCCCCAUCGAUGAAGAACUGCAUCCAGCUGGCUGCCUGUGAGGCCACCGAGCUGCUGCCCAUGAUCCCUGACCUGCCGGCCGACCUCUUCACGUCCUGCCUCACCACGCCCAUCAAGAUUGCACUGCGCUGGUUUUGCAUGCAGAAAUGUGUCCGUCUGGUGCCAGGAGUCACACUGGAUUUGAUAGAAAAGAUCCCCGGGCGGUUGAACGACCGGCGUACACCGCUAGGCGAGCUGAACUGGAUCUUCACGGCCAUCACGGACACCAUCGCCUGGAACGUGCUCCCCCGGGAUCUCUUCCAGAAGCUCUUCCGACAGGACCUGCUGGUGGCGAGUCUGUUCCGCAACUUCUUGUUAGCAGAAAGGAUCAUGAGGUCUUACAACUGCACCCCAGUGAGCAGCCCGCGACUGCCCCCCACCUACAUGCACGCCAUGUGGCAAGCUUGGGACCUUGCUGUGGACAUUUGUCUCUCUCAGCUGCCAACGAUCAUCGAGGAGGGCACUGCGUUUCGGCAUAGCCCCUUCUUUGCCGAGCAGCUGACCGCCUUCCAGGUGUGGCUGACGAUGGGCGUGGAGAACAGGAACCCCCCCGAGCAGCUCCCCAUCGUUCUGCAGGUGCUGUUAAGCCAAGUGCAUCGUCUGAGAGCCCUGGACUUGCUGGGAAGAUUUUUGGACUUGGGUCCCUGGGCGGUGAGCCUGGCUUUGUCUGUCGGCAUCUUUCCUUACGUACUGAAGCUGCUUCAGAGCUCAGCCCGGGAGCUGCGGCCUCUCCUGGUGUUCAUAUGGGCCAAGAUCCUCGCCGUGGACAGCUCGUGCCAGGCCGACCUGGUGAAGGACAACGGCCACAAGUACUUCCUCUCGGUCUUGGCAGACCCCUACAUGCCAGCCGAGCAUCGGACCAUGACGGCCUUCAUCCUGGCUGUGAUUGUCAACAGCUAUAACACGGGGCAGUCUCACGACUCUUCCACAAUCAUUUCCCGGCCGCCAGGAAGUAUAAUUUUCCCCUCUCCGUCUCGGCAGGAGCUGGUGGUAGCACUGAGUCACCUCGUGGUUCAGUAUGAAAGCAAUUUCUGCACAGUCGCCUUGCAGUUCAUGGAGGAGGAAAAGAACUACCCCCUGCCGUCCCCAGCGGCCACAGAAGGGGGCAGCUUGACCCCCGUGCGGGACAGCCCGUGCACCCCCAGACUCCGCUCCGUGAGCUCCUACGGAAACAUCCGCGCCGUCACCACUGCCCGGAGCUUGAACAAGUCUCUGCAGAACUUGAGCCUGACCGAGGAAUCCAGCAGCUCAGUGGUGUUCUCGCCCGGGAACCUAAGCACCAGCAGCAGCGCCAGCAGCACCCUGGGCAGCCCCGAGAGCGAGGAGUACAUCCUGUCCUUCGAGACCAUCGACAAGAUGCGGCGCGUCAGCUCCUACUCCUCCCUCAACUCGCUCAUAGACGUGCUUGGCCCCACCCCUCUGCGUUCCAUCUCAGACCUCACCCCCUCGCUGCCUGCACCCCAGCUCUGCGGGCUCCUUGGCCCCGGCAGGCCCUCUGCCCGUUCACACCCGGGGCCCUCUGUGUUCACACCUGGGGCCCUCCGCACAUUCACACCCGGGGCCCUCUGUGUGUUCACACCCGGGGCCCUCUGUGUGUUCACACCUGGGGCCCUCUGUCAGGAGAAGAGCCAGAAGGCGCUGGGCCUAGUCAUCUGGCCUGACGUCCACCUGAGUCCCCAGAUCGGUGCUGUCCAGCCCCCGCCGGCCAGGUCUCCCCACCCAGCACCCCUGGACUUCCAUCCUAAGUCCCGCUCUUUGCCGACCGAGCUCAUGGACCUUGGCACGGCUUCUCAAGUAGCAGCUGGCACCUUCUGCCCCCAGUGGCUGCUGGCCCCUGAGUGUGUGGCCUGGGCAUCACUCUCUCUGCACCCGCACCCCCUGUGUCCCUUCUCCACUCAUCGAGGUUCUGCCCAGCACAAGCCCAGUGCAGGACAGGCCUCCUGCGGAGCGCCCCCUACAGCAGAGUCCCCCCAACCCAUCAGGCGUCAGGAAGUACUCCGAGAGGAGCGCUUGGCCGGCCGUACGCAGCGCCGCAGGCCCCACGUUGGCCAGCUCCUCGUCUGUGAGCUGGAACAGGACCUGCCCGGAGAGUGGGUGCGAGGGUUGAACGCGGUGACGUCCGGGAAGCCCGUCACGGCCCCAGGCCUGCCGAGGGCCCAUGGCAGCUGCUCUCCUUCGUUGCUGGCGUCAGCAUUCAUGCCGUCGUCACCUUCUGCUUCCCCACUGUUCUCCGUGAAGACCGCCCUGCUCCCUGGGCGUUCGCUGUCCCCGCACCAGGCGGGGCAGGGCGGCCAGGUCACGGUCCCUUUGCAGCCCCAGCACCGGCACAUCCUCAAACCUACAGGACUCCCGCCUGGCUGUGCCCGGGAACCGGAGAUGCCUGUGGAGCAGCAGGCAGACGGGCCUCCUGCCGCUGGGCCGCAAGCAGCUGCUGGCGGGCCAGAUGUCUCGCCGUUUAUCACCCGGCAGCUCUGGUUCCCAAAUCUACAGAAAAUCUCCUCCCUCCCAGCCGGCCGUCAGUGUGUCCGACCCACAGGCACGGCUCAGCCUGGGGACAUGUGGGAGGAGAAGCUGGGGGGCACAGGGGGGCUCUGUGACUCAGAGGGUGGCCAGGAUCGGGCUAGUGGCCCCUCAGCCCCUCCAGGCACUCUGCGCUUUGUGCGGCCUCUGAGGUGUUAUGUGAACACAUCGCACAGAAUCCUAGACCCUGGGCGUCUUCCGCCACUGUCCACCUUACUACCUCCCGGCCAGGCACCCAAUUAUGGAGUGCUUCCUGCCAGUGGCCCCUCGAUGAGGGCCCCUCGCCAGACCUUGUGCUUUUGUCUCGUGACCCUAACCAGCCUCCUUCCCGGACCCUCAGUUACGUCUUCACUCUUCCAGGCCACAGUGAACGCCCGGCCCCAGCGCAUCCUUGACUCGGCCUCCCUCACGCAGUCGGCCCCAGCCAGCCCCACCAACAAGGGCACGCACAUCCAGCCCGUGGGGGGCUCCCCACCGACAUCCAGCACGAGCAGCUCCAGCCUGACCAACGACGUAUCCAAGCAGCCAGUCAGCCGUGACCUGCCCACAGGCCGGCCAGGCACCUCGGGCCCUGUGGGGGCGCAGUACACACCCCACUCCCACCAGUUCCCCCGGACGCGGAAGAUGUUCGACAAGGGCCCAGACCAGACCACGGACGACGCCGAUGACGCCGCGGGGCCCAAGAGCUUCAUCUCAGCCGCAGUGCAGACCGGCUUCUGUGACUGGAGUGCCAGAUACUUUGCUCAGCCCGUCAUGAAGAUCCCGGAAGAGCACGACCUGGAGAGUCAGACCCGUAAGGAGCGUGAAUGGCGGUUCCUGCGUAACACCCGCGUGCGGAGACAGGCACAGCAGGUGGUCCAGAGGGGCAUCACUCGACUGGACGACCAGAUAUUCCUCAACAGGAACCCAGGCGUUCCCUCCGUGGUCAAGUUCCACCCAUUCACACCAUGCGUCGCCGUGGCUGACAAAGACAGCAUCUGUUUCUGGGACUGGGAGAAAGGGGAGAAGCUGGAUUAUUUCCACAAUGGGAACCCUCGGUACACCAGGGUCACCGCCAUGGAGUACCUGAACGGCCAGGACUGCUCACUCCUGCUGACGGCCACUGACGACGGUGCCAUCCGGGUCUGGAAGAACUUUGCUGACUUGGAGAAGAACCCCGAAAUGGUGACCGCAUGGCAGGGGCUCUCAGACAUGCUGCCGACGACGCGAGGUCUGGCCCGAAAGGUUUCCAUCUAUCUUGACAGCAGUAAGCAGGGAGGAGCAGGGAUGGUGGUGGACUGGGAGCAGGAGACCGGGCUGCUUAUGAGCUCAGGGGACGUGCGGAUCAUCCGGAUCUGGGACACAGACCGGGAGAUGAAGGUGCAGGACAUCCCCACGGGCGCAGACAGCUGCGUGACCAGCCUGUCCUGCGACUCACACCGCUCGCUCAUCGUGGCUGGCCUCGGCGACGGCUCCAUCCGCGUCUAUGACAGGAGAAUGGCGCUCAGCGAAUGCCGUGUCAUGACGUACCGCGAGCACACAGCCUGGGUGGUGAAGACGCACCUGCAGAAGCAGCCCGAGGGUCACAUCAUGAGCGUCAGUGUCAACGGGGACGUACGCUUCUUCGACCCCCGCGUGCCGGAGUCGGUCAACGUGCUGCAGAUCGUGAAGGGGCUGACGGCCCUGGACAUCCACUCGCAGGCCAACCUCCUUGCCUGCGGCUCGAUGAACCAGUUCACCGCCAUCUACAACGGCAACGGGGAGCUGAUCAACAACAUCAAGUACUACGACGGCUUCAUGGGCCAGAGAGUCGGCGCCAUCAGCUGCCUGGCCUUCCACCCGCACUGGCCUCACCUGGCGGUCGGAAGCAAUGAUCACUACCUCUCCGUGUACUCAGUGGAGAAGCGCGUCAGAUAGCGGCCCGGCCCUGCCGGCUGCCCCGCCGUGUACAUAGAGGGAGCCGGGGCGCGGGGCUGCCCGCACGUGCCGUCACCUCAGUCCUGACUGAGCUGCUGGCGGGAGGCGACUUGCACUCCAGCUCCGCUGUGACGUCCAGG